Humulus lupulus (European hop) is the source of this 4056-nucleotide messenger RNA. RefSeq names its product protein argonaute 2-like. Gene Ontology annotation, cellular component: cytoplasm. The transcript has 5 exons. Gene Ontology annotation, molecular function: RNA binding; protein binding. Gene Ontology annotation, biological process: regulatory ncRNA-mediated post-transcriptional gene silencing. NCBI's taxonomy places the organism in Eukaryota, Viridiplantae, Streptophyta, Magnoliopsida, Rosales, Cannabaceae. Bases 24 to 3620 code for a protein of 1198 amino acids. The record is from RefSeq and is a predicted model, not a curated record.
UAGAGCUCCCGCUUAAAAAUCCAAUGGAGAGUGGAGGAAGCAGUACUAGCAGGGGUAGAGCAAGAGGAAGAGGCAGCGAUGUCGGCGGAAGCCAGGGCCGACGUGUUGGUGGUUGUGCCCGCGGGGAAGGUAGAGGAAGUGGAGAAAGAGGUAGAGGAAGAGAUGCUGAUGCUGGUGGAGCAAGGGGUAGGGGAAGAUUUGCUGAUGUUGGCGAUAGUGGAGCAAGAAGUAGAGGAAGAGAUGUUGGUGCUAGUGGAGCAUGGGGUAGGGGAAGAGCUACUGAUGCUGGAGUUUCUGCUGAUGGCGAUUGUGGAGCAAGAAGUAGUGGAAGAGAUGUUGGUGCUAGUGGAGCAAGAGGUAGAGGAGGAGAUGCUGGUGUCGGCGGCGUUGGUGGAGCAAGAAGUAGAGGAAGAAAUAGUGCUGGUACAAGUGGAGAUGGUGGUGGUCGCCAUGCUGGAGAUCGAUACCAGCAAAACCAGAAGGAAGAAGAAUAUCCUGCUCUCAGUCCUCUGCGUCCUGGGAAUCAAACGAGGCGUUUGUCUAGCCAAUCUGGUGGUAGUGGCAGUGGCACUGGCAGCCAAUCUAGUGGCGAUCGCGGUCAGACGGAGACACUAUCUUCUCCGAGUCCGAUUAAGUUUGGUCAGGGAUUUUCUAUCCCUGUCGUAGGCAGAGGACGUGGAGUUUGGGGAGGUUCUGGCACAGGGUUGAAGGAACAGUUUCGUCCUGGUACAAGUUCGAAUGCUCCUCUUGAAUCCGAGACACCUUCUUCAGGCCGUGGUGUAGGAAGAGGAGGUGGAGUUUGGGGGAGUGCUCGCAGCGCACUGAAAGUGCGGUUGCCUUCUGGUACAAGUCCGCCUCAUUCGACCGAGCCCGAGACGCCUACUUUGGGCGUAGGAAGAGGUGGAGUUUGGGGGAGUCCUGACAGAGGAUUGAAACCGCUACCUUCUGCUACAAGCCAGCCUACAGCGGUUGAAUCCGAGACUUCUUCUUUAGAUCUCGUUAUUUCUGACAUGCAAAAGACGACAAUCUCAAGUUCGCAGUCUCAACCAUCCGGAAACGCAAACAAUCUAGUUCCAAUAAAACGGCCUCCGCCUAAUAAGGAUGGUGACAAACGAGAAAAAGUUCAGCUCUUCGCCAAUCACUUUCUUGUGACAUUCGAUCCUGAGAUAAGUAUACAUCGCUAUGACGUAAGUGUCUUCCCAAAGGCUGGACGUGAUCGGUCUGUGAAAAUCCCCAAUUCUGAUCUUCGAACGAUCAUAGAGAAGUUACUCAGUGACUAUCCUACAGAGUUACCACCAUGGAAGAAAACUGCCUACGAUGGUCAGAAGAUUCUGUUUUGUGCGGAAGAAGAAAAAAGAAAAGGUGGAAUAUUUCCGGUGGAAGACUACUUAACUGUCAACAUUGUACCAUGCAGUAACAAAGAUUCGAGUCUGCGCAAGUUAGAUGAAUACUUACAUGGACGGCUUCCGUCGAGUGAGAACCUUCGUGAAGUACUACAGGGGUUGGAUUUGGUGAUGAAGGAGAAUCCGGCUAGGAGUAUGAUUUCUUCUGGCCGGAGCUUUUACGACACUCGAGAGUCUAAAAACACCCUGGGCCCGGAUUGUGGGUUUUAUAACUAUGAAGGAUUUCAGCAUAGCUUAAAGCCUACUUCUCAGGGUUUAUCCUUGUGCCUAGACCACUCUACUCUGGCUAUGAGUAAACGUGUGCCAGUUUUGGAGUUCCUGAAGAAACAAAUUACAAGUUUUAAUACAUAUAAUUACUUUUGUUCACCCAACGAUUUCGAGUCCCGUAGAAAAUCAGUCGAGGAAGUGUUGAAGGGAUUGAAAGUUUACGUGACUCACCGUAAAACUAAACAAAAGUUCGUCGUAAAAGGGUUAGCUCCCGAAAUUGCUGAAUGUACUAAGUUUGCUGUUGUUGAUCCAGCUGGUAAGAUUCCUGACAGGGAGGUUGAACUGUUGAAGUAUUUUAAGGAGAAAUAUGGCAUUGAAAUUAAGAAGUCAGCGUUACCAUGCUUGGAUAUAGGGAGAAGCGAUAGACGUAACUAUGUACCAAUGGAGUUCUGUCAAAUUGUUGAGUGGCAAAGGUGUGAUAAACCGAAAGAUGAAGGCAUGAAAAGAGGUAAUGUUAAUUUGAUGAAGCCAGAUAUAAGAGCAGAUAAGAUAGCGAAAAUAGCGCGUUCAACAGAUGGUCCUUACGGUGGAGAAAUCGCUAAAAGCUUUAAAAUUGAAGUCAACACUAGUAUGACCACUGUACGUGGACGUCUCAUUCAGCCACCUGAGUUGAGGCUAGGCAAGAAAGGAAUUAAGAAGAGAAAUAUUUUUCAAUCCGAAAAUUUGGAUUGGAACCUGGUUAGAAGGUCACUAGUGCAAGGAACACGCAUAAAUAAUUGGGUUGUCCUUGACUUCAGCAGUGAAGAACAGAAGCAAGGAAACAAACUACAAUUCACAAAUUUCUUGCCGAAGUUUACAAGGCGAUGCCGAGAAUUGGAUAUAAGUAUAGCGGAAAAUCCGGCAUAUGGAGCAGGAUCAAUGGAAAAUUUCUCUAGCGUGGAAACACUUGGUCAGUUUAUUGAUAUCCAGCUUAAAGCUGCUCGCCCGAAGCUUGAAGGCCCCUUGCAACUUAUUCUUUGUGUAAUGUCUAGAAAAGACCCAGGUUACAAGUAUCUGAAGUGGAUCGCUGAAACAAAAAUAGGUGUUGUGACACAGUGUUGCUUGGCUAAUCGUGCAAACAAAGUAGACGGCAAUUAUCUUGCCAACCUUGCUCUCAAGAUUAAUGCCAAGCUUGGAGGCAUAAAUAUGCAGGUAGAGAUGGAUUGCCAUCUUGGCAUUCUGACUGUUUCAGAGCAUGUAAUGUUUAUAGGGGCUGAUGUCAACCAUCCUGGCUCUCGGAAUACGACCACAAGCCCAUCCAUAGCUGCUGUUGCUGCCUCAAUGAAUUGGCCCACUCCUUACCGCUAUGCUGCAAGAGUGAGAACCCAAGAGUGCCGUACUGAGAAAAUUGCUGAAUUCGCGGACAUGUGUUUGGAGCUUAUUGAAUGUUAUCAACGACUCAAUAAAGUCAAACCAAAGAAAAUUAUCAUCUUCCGUGAUGGGGUCAGUGAGGGCCAGUUCAAUAUGGUUCUCAAUGAAGAGUUAAGUGGUCUGAAAGAAAAACUUGCUCUUCAAAAGUAUCACCCAACUGUCACUCUUAUUGUUGCCCAGAAGCGCCACCAAACUCGUUUGUUCCGUAAGAAUUCCCGUGGAUUAAUGGAUAAUGUUCUCCCUGGCACAGUUGUGGAGGAAACAAUCGUUCACCCAUUUGAGUUUGAUUUCUACCUGUGCAGUCACCAUGGUAGCAUUGGGACUAGCAAGCCCACUCACUACCAUGUCUUGUAUGAUCAGCACAAAUUUACUUCUGUCCAAUUACAGAAGCUCGUCUUUGAUAUGUGUUUUUCCUUGGCUCGCUGCACCAAACCUGUCUCGGUGGUCCCACCGGUGCUCUAUGCCCACCUCGCUGCAUACAGAGGUAGAAAGUACCAGGAAACUGUAGAGACGGUCACUAGGUCGUGCCCCUCACCUUCACUUGUCCAGAAUUCAAUCAAAUUGCACGAUAAACUGAAGGACCAAAUGUUUUUUGUUUGACAGGUUAUGGAAAUGGUGCUCUUCUCCUCUCCCUUUUGGUUGAGGAGAGGUUUGUGCGUGGAGAUAAUGAGUUUGAGUCAAUAAUCUAUCUGAGUAAAGUGAUGAAGGUUUAGGAGUACGUGGUAGGAUAUGGCGCUAGAUGCCGUACGUUUGUGGAUUUGAAUUUUGAACUACAUUCACAUUUAGUUUGUUUAUCCUAAUUUGAUUUUCCUCUGCUGACUUUUAUGUGACUCCUGGGAACCUUUGGUAUUUGUAUUUGGUGCGCUUUAUAGCUUGUUUGCUUCUUUUACUUUAAUGCAUGCAUUAUAUGUGCGUGGGGUCAGAGAGUUGAUUGAGAAUAUGUUUAAAUGUAUUGCCUAAGUUCUGAAGCUAGGUCUAGUACCACCCUGUUGAUCUGUUCUCUCUCUUCGGUAUUUGCAAUUUGGUUGUUAACGUC